AUGGAGGAGGAGGAGAUAUCUGGGAAGGAGUUUUUGAGGCCGGACAACUCUCUCUCUCUUGCGGAGGCGGAGGCGGCGGCCGCGGCCAGUCGACUCACCGACGACCUCAUCGUGGAGAUCCUGUCCCGGCUCCCCUUCCGGUCCGUCUGCCGUUUCAAGUGCGUCUCUAAGACCUGGCGUGACCUCAUCGCCCACCCCGCCCACCGCAAGAAGCUGCCGCAGACCCUCGCCGGCGUCCUCUACACCAACAUCACCGGUGCCGGCGGCUAUCGCUACCACCUGGCCGGCCUCUCGGCCGAGGCCGACGGUCUUGAUCUUGACCCUUCACUCACGUUCCUGUCACAUACGGAGUACAGGGACUUCGGGCUGGUGCGCGCCUGCAAUGGCCUCCUCCUCUGCUCCUACGAACCGGAGGAGGGAACCGUCCGUUUCGUCGUCUGCAAUCCCGCCACCCAGAGGUGGACGGAGCUGCCCCCUCGCCCGCGGCCAAACACAUGCCGCUAUUACCAGCAGUUCCAUCUGGCUUUCGACCCAGCAGUCCCGUCCCAUUUCCACGUUUUUGAUUUCGAGCGCGCCGACAACUUGGGCAUCACAGGAGUGAGCAUCUACUCGUCCAGAACCGGAGCCUGGAGCCAGAGUGAUACUGGAUUGGUUGAGGAUGUUGUAAUGGUAGGUCAAAGUGUCCUGGUUGGGGGUAUGCUGCACGCUGUUGGCAACCUGCUUGUGGGUGCAGACAGCAACAAUUGGGAAGACAAGACUGUGCUGGUGGCUGUGGACAUGGAGGGCAAGGAAUGGAAGACAAUCUCCGUGCCAUGCGGCCGGGAUUAUGGUAUAGUUGGGUGGUCACAGGGGUGCCUGCACUAUGCUGCUAUAUCUCCAGCUCCUCUCACUGUCGGUGUUGACGACGAUGAGGGUUCACUCAACAUGGCUGAAGAGGUAGCUAUCUGGCGCCUUGAGGAUUAUGAUAAACAGCAACGGGCCCUCAAGCAUAGUUUCAGAAUCGAUAAGGUGCUGAACCUAAAUGAGGUGGACUACCGGCUGGUUGGGUUCCAUCCCGAUCACGACACCUUCUUCUUUGUCAGCAAGGGUAUUUGGGAGGGCGAAAAGGCUUCAUUGGUGUCGUGGGACAUGCGGCGUCGCCAACUCUCUUGUGUUCUCCAUCUCGAGAAAAGCAGUGUAGCGCCGUAUCUGCCUUAUGUUCCUCUCUUCUCAUCGGAGCCACUAGCAGAUGCAGAUGGGCACUAA
This is a messenger RNA of Triticum turgidum subsp. durum (durum wheat), 1245 nucleotides long. The record is from the annotation of a GenBank genome assembly. Lineage: Eukaryota; Viridiplantae; Streptophyta; Magnoliopsida; Poales; Poaceae.